AUGAAGGUCCCCGACAUCUUGAGUCCGAAUUGCGACUGCUCAAGAGGAGAAAGCAUGACAGUAGAACAUGUUCUACUGAAUUGCCCAAAGUGGUCUACAGAGAGAGAAGAGCUCAUACACCCUCUUCGUACGACCGACAUCAAGAAAAUCCUGACCUCUAAGAGGGGAGCGAAGGCAGCCAUCAGGAUGAUUCAGCGCACGAAGAUCCUAGACCAGUUCAAGAGGGUCGUUGAUCAAGACAUAGAACAACGACCGCGGGACGAGAAUCGAGAAGAGGGGGAGGAGGCCAGAACGAAGGAGGAGGAAUAA
Messenger RNA from Endocarpon pusillum Z07020, 309 nucleotides. RefSeq lists its product as uncharacterized. NCBI's taxonomy places the organism in Eukaryota, Fungi, Ascomycota, Eurotiomycetes, Verrucariales, Verrucariaceae. Bases 1 to 309 code for a protein of 102 amino acids. The transcript has a single exon. The record is from RefSeq and is a predicted model, not a curated record.